Python bivittatus (Burmese python) is the source of this 2797-nucleotide messenger RNA. RefSeq names its product basonuclin zinc finger protein 1 (gene BNC1). The record is from RefSeq and is a predicted model, not a curated record. Gene Ontology annotation, biological process: regulation of transcription by RNA polymerase I. Gene Ontology annotation, cellular component: nucleus. Lineage: Eukaryota; Metazoa; Chordata; Lepidosauria; Squamata; Pythonidae.
AACAAGCCAAGUGGAAAUAGUCCAAUCUAAUGUGGUCUUUGAUAUAAGCAGUCUCAUGCUAUAUGGAACUCAGGCAGUUCCUGUCCGCCUCAAAAUUCUCCUAGACCGUCUUUUCAGCGUCCUGAAGCAAGAAGAGGUAAUACACAUCCUCCACGCUCUAGAUUGGACACUUCAGGACUACAUACGGGGAUAUGUUUUACAGGAUGCUUCAGGAAAGGUCCUGGAUCACUGGAGUAUCAUGACCAGCGAAGAAGAGCUGGCUACCUUGCAGCAAUUUCUGCGUUUUGGGGAAACAAAGUCCAUUGUGGAGCUGAUGGCAAUUCAGGAGAAAGAAGGGCAAUCCAUUACUGUCCCCACAACCACAGCCAAUAUGGAUAUUAGAGCAUUUAUCGAAAGCUGCAAUCAGAGAAACUCUAAUCUUCCUGCGUCUUUAGACAAAAUACACCCCAUCCACAUCCAUCACUUUGAAAAUGUUGUCAAUAACAUGGCAUUUAUGCUGCCAUUUCAGUUUUAUAGCCCUGUUCCUCCACCUUUGAUUGGUUCACUCCCAGAGAGGCUCUUGAUGGAGUCCUCUCAAGACCACAGUGCUGACUUGAAGCAAGAUGACUUUGUGCAGUUUGCUGAAAACAGUUUCUUAGCUUCCAACCCAUCAUUUCAACCUGAAAAGGAGAAGGGGACAAUCAGCCCAGACCUCACUCUGAAACCAGAAGAGGAUGUUUCACCAAGUGGUUUGAAAACUCAGACAAUGUCCUCCAAGCUGGAAACAAGCCAGGUAUCUCAAGAAAGUAAAAUGAAGUCAGUUGACAAAAAUGGGGCUGGAACAAGGAAAGGACGUGUUUUCUGUACAGCCUGUGAAAAGACAUUUUAUGAUAAGGGCACUCUGAAGAUCCAUUACAAUGCUGUGCAUCUGAAAAUCAAACAUAAAUGCACCAUUGAAGGUUGCAACAUGGUGUUCAGCUCUUUACGGAGCCGAAACCGUCACAGUGCCAAUCCCAACCCAAGACUUCACAUGCCCAUGAACCGAAACAACCGAGAUAAAGAUCUCAGAAACGGGUUGCCCAUCCGAGGCCUGGAGGAGAACAAAAGGACUGAUUUGACCCUUUUACCUCCUGAUCACAGAUCAAUUCCUAUCUAUGGGAGUUCUUGUACUGAUUCAAAAGUACAAUCAAGUUUUCACCAUAGCGGACAAAAUGGUGUUCUCUUUCCCAAUUUGAAGACGGUGCAACCAGUCCUUCCAUUCUACCGCAGCCCGGUCACCCCAGCUGAACUUGCAAAUACACCAGGUACGCUUCCUUCUCUACCUCUGGUUUCCUCAUCAGUACCUGAGCCACAGGUAUCCAGUGAGUUGCCCUUUGAUCCAUUGCCUAAGAAAAAAUCCCGUAAGUCUAGCAUGCCCAUCAAGAUAGAGAAAGAAGCCGUUGACCCAACUAGCCCAACUAAUGAAGUUGCCAGUUCAGAAGAUGAUGUGACUUCAAAGGCGGUAAGUGAAGGGCCUGCGGAGAUGGGGGUGUCUAGGAUAGAAAAAAAUACGAAUCAUCUAAUGGAAAAGCAAUCUCACUCAGAGGCAUUGUGGACAUCCAUUUCCAAGGUUGGAGGGCCCAAAACUUUUCAGUCUGUUGAGACAAAUAGCAAGUGUGCUGAAAUGGACAAACUGCAUUGCCCUGAGAAAACAAAAAAGCCAGAGCAAAACCAAUCAGUAAGAAUAGCCUCUUGUGAAAAUGCAUACGAAGCGCCUAACCAACACCAUGAUGUGAUCAAAGCAGCAACUGAGCCAUACAGCUACCUUAGAGAGCAGUUGAAUUACAGGAUCCCAAUGACCGACUGGCCUGAACUGCAUUACCACUUGUUGAGUGGAAGCAGUUUCAGCACACUGUCCAACCGGAGCAUGGCCAUUCCUGGGUUUGAAGCAUGUAAAGAUACGGAUCAUGGCAAUCCCCAGGCCCUAGAGCUUCCACAGGAAGACACACGCUUUCACUGUGACAUCUGCCUGAAGACCUUUAAAAACCCUUACAGUGUAAAAAUGCAUUUUAAAAAUGUGCAUCUAAAAGAAAUGCAUACUUGCAUUGUGGAGGGUUGCAAUGCUGCGUUUCCCUCACGUAGAAGCCGAGACAGACACAGCUCCAAUUUAAACCUUCACCAUAAGCUUUUAACAAAAGAUCCUUUGGACAUCAACAAGAACCAUUUCAACGCAAUUGAUCUCUUGAAGGAUAUGGCCAAAGAAGCUUGCCCAGAAGUCUGUUUGAAAGGGCAUAUUGAGCAACAAACGUCUGUCAUUUUCAAAGGCACAAACAGAACUGGCAGCUUAGUUUUCCCCAUGAGCAAGAUUGCAGAACCCUGUCCUGAGGACUGUAGGUAUGACCCAAAUGAGGGAGCAAUUCUGGAUUUAAGCACCACAUCUAGCAUUAAGUCAGAGAGUGGGACUCACUCCUCCUGGGAUUCUGAUGGAGGCAAUGAAGAAAGUCCAGGAGUUUUGGAGGACAGCAAUGAAAGCUGUGAAAGUACUUGUUUGACGCCCAAUGAAGAACUUUACCAAGACUGUUUUCCAGUGGACCACCCUAACCGGAAUUUCUCAACCAUACCUUCCAGCUUGCCAAUAACCUGUCACAUCUGCCAAAAAAGUUAUAGUAACAAAGGAACGUUCAGAGCCCAUUACAAAACUGUGCACCUACGUCAGUUGCACAAAUGCAAAAUCCCAGGCUGUAACACAAUGUUUUCUUCCGUUCGCAGCAGAAACCGGCACAGCCAAAAUCCCAACUUACACAAGAGCUUGAGCAGGUCAACCCACAGCCCCCUGUAA